AUGGAACGAUUGAGCCUCAUUUCCGGUGCCAGUAGCAAGUCAGCACACUUCCGUACACGAUAUCCUACGCCAGGGAUGACCACGUAUAAAGAUAGGAUGCCGAAAUUCGUGUCUAAGAAACGCAAUCUUACAAAGAAUACACGCCGGCCCGACGGAUGUAAACGAAGAGAGGAGUUAUUACAGGCGUUGAGUACAGCGAAAGAGGCGACAAUUUGCGCUACGAAGGGAAGUCGUCUAUUGGAGGCGGUCAAGAAACAGAUGAACAUAUUGGAGGAGAGAAGAAUGUUCUGUGUCGAUGCACAGCAUAAAUGGCUAAGGGAGGACCGUGGGCAGUACUUCCCUACAAAGAGACGGGAAUGUCGCAUAGGGGAGGAACUAAACACUAUUGAAGAUCUUCUAGAGCGUCUUGGCACGGUUAUGGGGACUUGUGAAGGAGUAGUCUGUGCUUGUCAACUGGUCACCAAAACUGCGGGAGACAAAAUUAGACGAGCUAAGUCGGAUGCUGAUACAAGAGAUGUAAACGUUGCAUUACACAACCACAUUGAAAUGUAUUCAGAAGCAGGUUCUAUCGAUCCGGGUUUUAGCUUUAGGGUAAAAACCCUCUUGCUCGGCGGAAGCGAGCCUAAUAGUCAUAGCCGUCAAUACUUAACCCUAAUCUCCCUCGACUUUGCGCAAUUCCAGUCAAAAACUUUUAACUUAAACGGCAAAAUUCAUGGUGCAACGUUGGUUCUAUGUGACUCCGCUUACGUUGCAUGA
Messenger RNA from Zasmidium cellare ATCC 36951, 756 nucleotides. RefSeq lists its product as uncharacterized. NCBI's taxonomy places the organism in Eukaryota, Fungi, Ascomycota, Dothideomycetes, Mycosphaerellales, Mycosphaerellaceae. Bases 1 to 756 code for a protein of 251 amino acids. The transcript has 4 exons. The record is from RefSeq and is a predicted model, not a curated record.